AUGGUUGUGAGACCAAGUAAAAAUAAGGUUCUGAGGGGACACGGUCUAUGGGCUAAAAUUCUUCACGGCGGUAAUGAUGCCCAGUUGGACUGCAUAUGUAUGACAGCCAGCACAACCGUCAGUGGUACAAAAUAG
Sclerotinia sclerotiorum 1980 UF-70 is the source of this 135-nucleotide messenger RNA. RefSeq lists its product with no specific name. The record is from RefSeq and is a predicted model, not a curated record. The transcript has a single exon. The coding region runs from base 1 to 135 and encodes 44 amino acids. NCBI's taxonomy places the organism in Eukaryota, Fungi, Ascomycota, Leotiomycetes, Helotiales, Sclerotiniaceae.